Notothenia coriiceps (black rockcod) is the source of this 1597-nucleotide messenger RNA. RefSeq names its product ETS translocation variant 1-like. The transcript has 2 exons. Gene Ontology annotation, molecular function: sequence-specific DNA binding; DNA-binding transcription factor activity, RNA polymerase II-specific. The coding region runs from base 44 to 319 and encodes 91 amino acids. NCBI's taxonomy places the organism in Eukaryota, Metazoa, Chordata, Actinopteri, Perciformes, Nototheniidae. Gene Ontology annotation, biological process: cell differentiation; regulation of transcription by RNA polymerase II. The record is from RefSeq and is a predicted model, not a curated record. Gene Ontology annotation, cellular component: nucleus.
ACAGGUGGCUCGGCUCUGGGGUCUGCAGAAGAAUCGUCCGGCGAUGAACUACGACAAGCUGAGUCGCUCGCUGAGGUACUACUACGAGAAGGGCAUCAUGCAGAAGGUUGCCGGGGAGAGGUACGUCUACAAGUUCGUAUGCAACCCCGACGCCCUGUUCUCCAUGGCAUUCCCAGACAACCAGAGGCCGAGUCUGAAGGCCGACCCGGACGCCAUCUUGCCCCCCGGCGAGGAAGAAGGCCCCCCCCCGCCCAGCUAUGAGGAGGAGGGUCCCUACCUGGCUGAGGGGGGGGCUUUCCCCGAAAACUACCCUUAUUAAACUCCACAGGUUGGACGAAACAUGAGAUAUUUGACACGAGGAAGCUGAAUUACUGAGCAGUGUUUUCAACAUGUAUACAUGUCUGUACGUCCCAGGGAAAGAGGAAUUCAUCAGAGACUUCUUUUUUUUUAUAACUGUCUUUUAGCCAAAAGUACUGGUUGCAAAAUUGGAGAUGGUCCCUUUUUUUGUCCAAUACAGUUUAAUUCUGAUUUAGGUCUUAAUUGUUUUCUUUUAAAAAGCUUUAACAUUUAGAUUUAAAGUUAUAUUAAGAAAAUAAGACUCAUUACUUCAAGAUGUGGUUGUCAUUUUGGGAGAAAAGGCUGUAUGUCAUGGUCUAUAUUUUUUGAGGAGAAAAUGUACAAUUGGUCAUAAUGUAAUUUUGAGAUAAGGUCAUAACUUAAUUAGAAAUUAUACUAAAAUAAAAAAAACAGUCCUUUUCCCCAUAAACAUGCGACCGGUUCUCAGAAUAUAACAGCUUUUUAAUAUUUUACUCAUCAAAAGACAGUUUUUGUUCCUAAAUGUGUGACUCACAGCUGUUCCCCUCAGCCUGCCUGGUUGUACUUUUUGUAGCAUGGCCGUCGCCGUAGUCCUCGCGUACGUGAACUCUGGGAUCUGUAUUUCAACCAAAAAGUAUCUCAAAACCAUGAACACUCCUUUAACUAAUUUACUUCUAAUUGUUGUGUUUUUGGGUAAACCUUAUAAUGCUUGAAAGGGACACACUUGUAUUUUCCAGAUGUUAUAGUCCUCCUAUAAACAUGUAUAUUGAGAAAUGUCUUUUGUGUACUUUUUCUUGUUUUCAAAGCUAAUAUUUUUGGCAUUAUAUGAACUUUUUCCUAAACAGUUUUAUGACAAAGGUACUGCUACUAUUUUUCUGUAAUACUGUCACUAUGAUGCUACUAAUAAGCAUAGACUUUCCUACAACCGGCUCAUCUGUUAUCGCACCAAGCUAGUUUUCUGCAUUUUGUAUAGUUAAUUUGCUUCAAUGUGUAGAAAAGGUGUAUAAUUAUAUAUGAAUAUAUUUUUGCAAAAGGCUGCACUUGCUUGACGUUGUACUAUGAGCUGAAAAGUGAAGCCUGCUAAUGUAUUGUAUUAAUUCCAGCCUCUGAGAGAUAAAGGACUUCCUCCCUGCAGAUAAUGUAAUGGUAUAUUUUACUAUAUGAUCACAAAGUGGAGGAGAAGCUGGAGAACGAUACUGACACCGGUGUAACGUCUACGCUCAGAUACUGUACGUGUGCCUUCUGUUGAUCUAACUGAUACAAUAAAGUAUUUUACUCUUUU